Molecule: messenger RNA, 594 nt
Organism: Lathyrus oleraceus (garden pea)
Lineage: Eukaryota; Viridiplantae; Streptophyta; Magnoliopsida; Fabales; Fabaceae
Exons: 1
Coding region: 74-565 (163 amino acids)
Cellular component (GO): chloroplast thylakoid membrane; chloroplast inner membrane
Source: RefSeq, a predicted model, not a curated record
GAACCAUCCUUUCAUUUCAACGCUAUUUCUUCUUCAACGAACCACAACAACAAAUCUCAUCUGAUCUCUCACCAUGGCUUCCGCCGCCGCAGCCGCCGUUUCAACCUCUUUACUUCUAACCAAUUCCGUGUCCAUAAACAAGAUAGAUCACUCUAUUCUCAAGAUCAAACCAUCCACUUCCUCGCUUCGUCAACGCAGGUUGCACCUUUCUUCUACCAGAAAGCCUCUAAUUGUUCAAGCUGCAUAUAGUGAUGGUGGAAGGGGCAACAAUGCUAGCGUCUUUGUUGGCGGCUUUAUCUUGGGAGGAUUAAUCGUUGGAACUCUUGGAUGUGUAUAUGCACCUCAGAUCAGCAAUGCUAUAGCUGGAACUGACAGGAAAGAGUUAAUGAAAAAACUGCCGAAGUUUAUAUAUGAUGAAGAAAAGGCUUUAGAGAAAACAAGGAAAGUAUUGUCUAAUAAGAUUGAACAAUUGAACUCUGCUAUAGAUGAAAUUUCUUCCCAGCUUCGGUCAGGGGAUAACCUAAAUAGGGAAGCCGUGAACUCUGAUGAAGUUGAAGCUGUCUAAUGAGAGACUGUUGCUUUGCCAAGAAUAUC